AUGCUGUUUGCAGAUUUCUGCUUUCACGUCAUCGGUGAAUUUCUCCCACCCAUGCCGCCGAUCACCGAGUUGAACACGUUGAUCUGUAUGGGCGGUGGGGAGCUGAUUGCGUUUAUGGACGAGAUUCCCGAGGAGAUGCACAAGCGCGAGAACCGUACUCGGAAGCUCAUUAUCGUGUCCGAUAAGAUUAAUCCGAUCGCGCUGCGCCAACUAACAAGGCAACUGAAAGCGCAGCCGCAAGUCAACGCGGUAUCCUCGGCGAUCAUUGUGAAUUACCUGUGGGUGAUCAACAGUAUCAGCGAAGCGAAGCUGCGCGAGCUUCCCUGA
Molecule: messenger RNA, 327 nt
Organism: Phytophthora sojae
Lineage: Eukaryota; Oomycota; Peronosporomycetes; Peronosporales; Peronosporaceae
Exons: 1
Coding region: 1-327 (108 amino acids)
Source: RefSeq, a predicted model, not a curated record